AUGUCUCUCAAAGGCCAAGUCGCCCUCAUCACUGGCGGAGUCAAAAACCUCGGUGCCAAAACCGCUGAGGAACUCGCCGCGCAAGGUGCCUCUCUCGCCCUGCACUACCACUCCGCCAGCAGCCAAUCCGACGCCGCCCAGCUGACCGCCGAACUGACCCAGAAGUAUCCGGAUCUCCGCGUCGUCACGUACCAGGGCGAUCUGACGCGGGCAGCGGCAGUGACCAAGCUGUUCCAGGAUACGUUGAAGGAGUUUGGCAAGAUCGAUAUCGUCAUUAAUACCGUGGGACGGGUGCUUAAGAAGCCUAUCACGGAGAUUAGUGAGGAGGAGUAUGAUUCUAUGUUUGCGAUCAAUUCCAAAACCGCCUUCUUUGUCCUCAAAGAAGCCGCCGCACAUGUUUCCGAGGGCGGAAAAAUCAUCACCAUCGUGACGGCCCUGUUGGGUGCUUUCACGGGGUACUAUACGUCCUACGCGGGAAGUAAAGCUCCUGUUGAGCACUUUACUCGUGGAGUGUGCAAAGAGCUUCAAGCAAAACGCAUCAGCGUCAACAACAUUGGACCCGGACCGAUGGAUACACCGUUCUUCUACCCUCAGGAAUCUCCCGAGGCUGUCGCCUUCCACAAGUCCAAUGGUAUGGGAAAUCGUUUGACCAUGGUCGAGGAUAUUGCUCCGGUUAUUCGGUUCCUGUGCACCGAGGGAUCGUGGAUCACGGGCCAGACUAUCUUUGCCAAUGGGGGAUAUACCACUCGGUAA
Molecule: messenger RNA, 753 nt
Organism: Aspergillus tanneri
Lineage: Eukaryota; Fungi; Ascomycota; Eurotiomycetes; Eurotiales; Aspergillaceae
Exons: 4
Coding region: 1-753 (250 amino acids)
Source: RefSeq, a predicted model, not a curated record